GGACGGAAGUGCGUUGGGCGCCAUAUUUGAUACGUUUGAAGCUAGCUGUUAGCACUAACUGUUUACAAAUCUUAACUUUCCAUAUUUUCGGGCGUUAAACGUAGAAAGAGCUCUUACAUUGUACCAAAAUGAGUGCUAUAGACCAUGUCCGUGAUAUGGCUGCUGCUGGCCUUCACUCAAAUGUGCGAAUUUUGAGCAGUUUGUUGCUGACGAUGAGCAAUAAUAACCCAGAGCUGUUCACUCCUGCACAGAAGUACCAGCUGCUGGUUUACCAUGCAGAUGCCAUCUUCCAUGAUAAAGAAUACAGAAAUGCAGCCUGUAAGUACACCAUGGCCCUGCAGAUGAGAAAAGUCCUCAGCAAAACAUCCAAAGUCAGGACCUCAGCCGGAGGAGCUGCAUCUAACAUACAAGCACAGAGUUUGCCAUCAGAAAUUGAGGUUAAAUACAAGAUCGCUGAGUGCUACACCAUCCUGAAACUAGACAAAGAUGCCAUUGCAGUGCUUGACGGGAUUCCUUCAAGGCAGAGAACACCAAAGAUUAACAUGAUGCUGGCAAACCUGUACAGAAAAGCUGGUCUGGAGCGGUCUGCAGUGACCAGCUACAAAGAGGUUCUCAGGCAGUGCCCCCUUGCUCUUGAUGCGAUCAUUGGUCUUCUCUCAUUGUCAGUGAAAGGGGCAGAAGUGGCCUCUAUGACGAUUGAUGUGAUUCAGACCAUCCCAAACCUGGACUGGCUCUCGGUCUGGAUCAAGGCCUAUGCCUUCAUCCAUGUAGGGGACAACCAGAGGGCCAUCAACACCAUAUGCUCUUUGGAGAAGAAGUCUCUGUUGAGAGAUAAUGUGGAUCUGUUGGUGAGUUUGGCAGAUGUAUACUUCAGAGCCGGGGACACUAAAAAUGCUAUCCUAAAAUUUGAACAAGCACAAAUGUUGGACCCUUAUUUAAUUAAAGGUAUGGAUGUAUAUGGAUAUCUUAUGGCUCGUGAAGGACAUUUAGAAGAUGUUGAGGUUUUGGGAGGACGAUUGUUCAACAUUUCAGACCAACAUGCAGAGCCCUGGGUCAUCUCUGGUUGUCACAGUUUCUACAGUAAGCGCUACUCGCGUGCACUGUACCUCGGGGCCAAGGCGAUACAAUUGAACAGCAAUAGUGUGCAGGCGCUUCUCCUGAAGGGGGCAGCAUUGAGGAACAUGGGCCGAGUGCAGGAGGCCAUCAUUCACUUCAGAGAAGCCAUGCGCCUGGCUCCGUGUCGACUCGACUGCUAUGAAGGCCUGAUUGACUGUUACCUUGCAUCUAACGGUAUCCGAGAGGCGAUGGGGAUGGCCAAUAACAUUUAUAAGACUCUGGGAGCAAACGCUCAGACACUGACGAUCCUCGCCACAGUCUGCCUUGAGGACCCUGUGACCCAGGAGAAGGCCAAGACACUGUUAGAUAAGGCCCUGGCCCAGAGACCAGACUAUACCAAGGCUGUGGUCAAGAAGGCGGAGCUGCUGAGUCGAGAGCAGAAAUAUGAAGAAGGAAUAGCUCUUCUGAGAAAUGCAUUGGCCAAUCAGAGUGACUGCGUGCUGCACAGGAUGUUGGGAGAUUUCUUGGUGGCUGUGAAUGACUAUCAAGAGGCAAUGGACCAGUAUAGUAUAGCUCUAAGCUUGGACCCUAACGAUCAGAAGUCGUUGGAGGGGAUGCAGAAGAUGGAGAAGGAGGAGAGCCCGACAGACGCCACGGUGGAACUAGACGGGGACGACAUGGAGGGCAGCGGUGAGGAAGGUGAGCUGGAGGGCAGUGACAGCGAGGCAGCGCAGUGGGGCGACCAGGAGCAGUGGUUCGGUAUGCAGUGACCCAGGGCAGGAGAGGGAGACGGGCUUGGAUGUGACGGCCAGUACAGUGUUUACCAUUCAGAAUCACUAGGAUAGUCCACCACAUUCUAUAAGAUGGACUAUAAUAGUUGUAUUUGAUUGGUAAAACUGAAUCUGAUAUUCUUCUUGUAGUCUAAAGACAAUAAUGGAAACCUGAAUGAAACUGAAACUCCUUUUUUUUUUACAUGACCUAUGUAAAUGGAAUGUAAACAGGCAUUUUAAAACAUUGUCUUCAUUCAAAUGAUGUUUGAACUUUUCUGUUCCUGCCCUCCUUUGUCAUAAGUGUCUUUACAAAGUAUAAAACAUUUACAAGACUCGACAGUAAGAGGGGGUAAAGUUGCUAGUAGGCUAAUCUUGCUUUUUGAAAACAAAAUUAAUCCUGAAAAAUAAACUGCACCUUUCUAAUGUAAUACUGCUGUGGUGUACAGAGGCAGUUGGAGCCUAUACCAGAAACUGUGGGCCUCACGGAGGGUCUUACCUGGUCAAAGUUGGACCCAGCCAAAUUUUACAAUUGGUCAAUUUGUCAUGCAAAAUCACCUCAAGAAUGUAAUGUUGCAUAUAUUCAGUGUUACCCUUGUACUGUGACAGGGUGGUAUAGGCAAUCCCAAUUGUAUUAUUUUGUCAAAUGCAAUGAUCAGGGUUAAAAUGCCAUACCUCUUUAUCAUAAAGCUGUCCUUUUUAAAAAAGAAAACAAUUUGUUUUACCAAUUUUCAGUUAAAGCCCCAAUGUGCACCUCUAAAAUAAUACAUAAAAAAGUACAAUAAAAACAAUUUUUAUUGUGUCUGUUAGUACAAUAAAACAAUUGUUUUUAUUGUAUUAAACAGAAAAUUGAAAUGUUCCUUUUAGCUAUGAUACUCAGUAUGGCCUCCAGAAAGUUAAACGGGAAACACAGCUUUUUGCAUUGGUUAUUAUUUUUGGCUUAAACUCCCUAAAAUAACAAAAGUAAAUGUGAAAUAACUUAUGUUUAUAGUAAUUAAUCUGUUCAUUGUCAUGUUGUCAUAUCAUGUUGAUGUUGUCUUUUCAAACUUGGGGGAAGUGUUACCAUUUCAAGAACACAGUUUAUAGUAUUUUGUACAUAUUUUUUAAGAUGUAUAAUAAAAUUGUUUAUGGUGAAGAUUUUUCAG
Messenger RNA from Periophthalmus magnuspinnatus, 2968 nucleotides. It is a transcript of the gene anapc7, whose product is annotated as anaphase promoting complex subunit 7. NCBI's taxonomy places the organism in Eukaryota, Metazoa, Chordata, Actinopteri, Gobiiformes, Gobiidae. Gene Ontology annotation, molecular function: protein binding. Bases 129 to 1826 code for a protein of 565 amino acids. Gene Ontology annotation, biological process: cell division. The record is from RefSeq and is a predicted model, not a curated record. The transcript is spliced from 11 exons.